GAACUCCACGCGUUGAUUCCUCCAGGCCACACAAAGCAGUGUAGUGCGGAUGUGAAUGGGUAUAUUUUAUUUAAAAUACUUAUUUAAUAGACAUUUGUCUAUUUUGGUCAUCGGACAGGUUCUCCUAAAGUGUAACUGUCGGGGACACACAGACAACAAUGCCAAAUUUCUGCGUGGCGCCGAAUUGCACCAAGAAAAGUACGCAAACAGACUUGGCUUUCUUCCGAUUUCCAAGGGAUGUGAAGAGAUGUCACGAAUGGGUGGAGAACUGUCGUCGUGCUGACCUGCUGGCCAAAACGCCGGACCAGCUGAAUAAGCACUACAGACUGUGUGCAGCUCACUUUGACCCCACCAUGAUCUGUAAAACGGGUCCAUUCCGGACGGUUCUGAAGGAUAAUGCCGUUCCCACCAUAUUUGACUUCAGUGGCCAGAACAAGAAACUGCACAAAAAUCGCAAGCGUGUCAAAGUUCUGACAGAAGAAGAAGUAAGAGAUAUUAAAGAACGCAGAUUGGAGGAGGAGGCAGAAGCAAACAGAGAGGACGAGGAUGUAGAAGAAAUGGAACAGGACAGCGCUCCUCAACUAACCCCGGAAGAGCAGGAACUUCGGGAAUACCUGCGUUCCUUGUUCGAGAUCCUGCUUCUGCUCGGCAAGCAAGGAAUUCCGCUGAUCGGACACACAGCGACUGCCCCUCUGUCAUCCACCUUUGAGAAAAGCAAAGAAAAGGAUGAUGCCGUCGACGGCAACCAGAAGAAAUCUGAUGCGAACGGAGACGGAAACAAACCUAGGUUGACCUUCACCCCUCUGAGCAACUUCCAGGCGCUGGUGGAAUUCCGAAUCAGCGCUGGUGAUGAGGCGCUCCGUCAGCGGUUUGAAGGCGCUGCAACAAACUCGGAGACGUGCCCGCCUGAGACGCUGUGCAACAUGCUGGAGGUGGUGGGAUCCUGCAUUCGAAAGGACAUCCUCCGCGAUGUGCAGCUGUUUUCCCUGAUUGCAGGCGAACCCGCGGAAAUGUCGUCUGACAUGACCAGCAGGCAGAGUAGCUGUAAUGUCCUUCUCCCGAUCUUUGCCCGGUUUCUGGACGGUUCGGUCGGGCGACCCCGAGAGGAGCUCCUGGGUUUCGUGUCAAUGGAGGGCAAUGGUGAUCCGCUGGCAGAGAGGCUGGUGGGAUACGUGACGGGCACAUGCGGGCUGGACAUGGCCAAGUGCCGCGGGUUCGCCUACGACUGCAGUGGCGCAGGGGGCACCCAUCACGCGCUCAAGAUGCGCACAGCGGCCGAGAGGAUCUCCGAGCAGCACCCGACAGUUGUUCGCACACUGUGGUCGGGCUGCGGCCUCAACACCCUGCUAGCAGAAAGCGCCAGCACGCCGGGGACGCAGGUUGUCAUAGCGACGCUGGGCCGCAUCGACGCACUCCUCCGCAGCUCCCCGGCGCUACGCCUCGAGCUGGAGCGCACUGUGGCGACAAGUUUACGCGAAGACGAAGACAAGGCCAGGACCCUCCUCGAGGCGUGCCGGGGCAGGUGGGGCCGUCGCCACGACGCAUUCCAGCUGACCUCCGACCUCCUGGAAUCCCUGAAGCUCUGCUUGGAGGCAGUCUGCGACAACGACCACGACCCGCGGUGGAGCGAGAGGGUCGUGCGGGACUGCCUGGCGCUCUCGGAGAUGCUAAACGACUUUGAGUUCCUGGCGGCACUGGUGGUCCUGAAGAACGUGCUCUCGUUCACACGCGCCUUCGGCAGGAACCUGCAGGGCGGCGCCAUCGACGUGCACCUGGCCACGAGCAGCGUCACGGCGGUGCUGCACUCGCUCAUCGAGGUGGCCGACAACAUCGAUGUCUACCACGAGUUCUGGUUCGAAGAGGCCGUGCUGGUCGCUCAGUCCCUUGGCAUCCCCGUGAGGGUGCCUCUGCGACACCUCCGCAAGUGCGGCGCGGCGUCCGGCGGGGUCGAGCCACAACCCGAGAGCUACUACAAGGACCACCUGACAGUGCCCGUGGUCAGCUACGUGAUCUCGGAGCUCAACGACCUGUUCACCGAGACCCACCUGAAGGUGCUGCGCUGCCUCUCGCUCGUCCCAGCCGUCAUGGGCCAGCUCAAGUUCGCAGCGGAUGUCGCGGAAGAGAACGCAGUCGCCGAGGUGUACCGCGACGACCUGCCCAGCCCGGACACCUUGGCGACGGAGCUCCAGUGCUGGCGGGUGAAGUGGAAGCACAGGAGCAAAGGCGUCCCGCUGCCGGCCAGCAUCGCAGAGACGCUCCAGCUCCCCGACGUCAAGUUCUUCCCAAACCUUGACGCCCUCCUCAAGGCGCUCUGGAACUUUCCGAUUCUCACCCUGGAGGAGGAGGAGCAGCCGCAGCCGGAGGAGGAGACGACCGCGCCGGCGGAAGAGGCAGAGAAGGAGGUUGCCACUGGCGACGGCGACUCCGGCAGCGCUAGUGACCGAAGCAACUGCGGAACUGCUCGUAACCGGCUCCAUGCGUACCUCCGUGAUACUCCCAUUCGUCACAGGUGCCAAAGGCUGGCCCUCAUCUAUGCCAACAUGGACGCACAGCACGACCCGGACCGAAUGGUGGAGUCCUAUUUGAAACUGUACCCAGACAGUAAUUGAAUGUUGGACUUUCCAAUUCCUUUCGUGGUAAUUUGAAUGUGUUCAUAUGUAAAUACUGUAUUGUCUUCUGAUCUUUUGUUUCUUUCCCUUUAAAAUAAUUUGGCAAGACAUGGAGGAGAGGUGGGAAGAAUGUGACUAUUUUCAGCAGUUAUAGAUUCUCUUUGUAAUGUACCUGCGGGGAUUAAUAAAAUGUUUAUUGAUCUA
Messenger RNA from Clupea harengus (Atlantic herring), 2813 nucleotides. Its product is annotated as 52 kDa repressor of the inhibitor of the protein kinase. The record is from RefSeq and is a predicted model, not a curated record. NCBI's taxonomy places the organism in Eukaryota, Metazoa, Chordata, Actinopteri, Clupeiformes, Clupeidae.